This is a messenger RNA of Punica granatum (pomegranate), 1875 nucleotides long. The record is from RefSeq and is a predicted model, not a curated record. NCBI's taxonomy places the organism in Eukaryota, Viridiplantae, Streptophyta, Magnoliopsida, Myrtales, Lythraceae.
AAAAAGAAAUUGCCGCCUCUUUCUCUUCGCUGCUCACAAACUGUCGGGAGCUCAACGAUGGAGGCCUCAACCGCCACACCUCGGAGCUGCCUCUAUGAAACCCUAAGCCCACUGCCGUUGUCCUUCUCCCCGGACUCCGGCCAGUCCCCGCAACCUCCGGAGAGCCCCGGGCUCUACUCUGUGUUCCGGAACGAGAUCUCGCUCUCCGACCUGCACCCAUCUUCCCCCGGCGCCGCCGUCGCGCCAGAUUUUUUCUCCCUCGAUGUUGAGGCUGAGCCGGAGAGUGUGGAGGAGCCUGCAUCUCCGCGUUCGGCUUGGGAAGCCGAGCUGAAGACGCCUGCAAGGGAAGCCGAGCUGCCGAGGUUGGAGGGCUCGUGGUUCAGGGGAAAUAGCAGAUUCAAGAGUCCUAUGCUUCAGUUGCAUAAAGAGAUAGUCGAUUUCUGCGACUUCUUGUCACCAACUCCAGAAGAGCAAGCCCUUCGGAAUUCAGCUGUUGAAUCUGUAUUUGAAGUUAUUAAAUAUAUAUGGCCCAACUGCAGAGUAGAAGUUUUCGGGUCAUUCUGCACGGGACUAUAUCUUCCAACUAGUGAUAUUGAUGUUGUAAUUAUAGGUUCAGGUAUCAAAACCCCACAACUAGGUUUACAGGCCCUUUCGAAGGCACUAUCACAAAAGGGCAUUGCUAUUAAGAUACAGGUGAUUGCAAAGGCACGCGUCCCUAUCAUCAAAUUUGUAGAAAAGAAGAGCAAGGUUGCAUUUGAUAUAAGCUUUGAUGCGCAAAAUGGACCAGUAGCUGCUGAUUACAUCAAGGAUGUUAUAUCUAAGUUCCCUCCAUUGCGACCACUUUGUCUCAUCUUGAAAGUAUUUUUGCAGCAGAGGGAAUUGAAUGAGGUUUAUUCUGGUGGAAUCGGUUCUUAUGCGCUCUUAACCAUGAUUAUGGCAUUGUUGCGGAAUGUUCGUGCAAGCCAGGCUUCUCCAGAACAUAAUUUGGGAGUCCUUUUGGUAAACUUCUUUGAUUUUUAUGGACGCAAGUUGAACACAGCAGAUGUUGGUAUAUCCUGCAGAGGGGGAGGCGCAUUUUACUUGAAGAGUAGCAGAGGGUUUUCAUCAUCAAACUUCAGGGGAUGGCCAUUAAUCUCCAUUGAGGACCCACAGGCCCCGGAUAAUGAUAUUGGGAAGAACUCCUUUAACUAUUCCCAGAUUAGGUCGGCUUUUGCAAUGGCGUUCUCUACAUUGACGAAUCCUAAGACCAUCAUGAGCCUUGGGCCCCAGAGGAGCAUCCUUGGAACUAUAAUUAGACCGGAUCCAGUUUUGCUGGGGAGGAAGGGAGGGCGUAAUGGAGAGGUCACUUUCAAGAGCUUGCUUCCCGGUGCUGGAGAACCUGUGGAACUCGGUUUAGAAAGCGGGCAAGACAUGUUCUGCAACUGGCAGUGGGAUAACGAAGAAGAACCGCUUCCACGAGGAGGCAAUCUAUUCGAACCUUACACCGAACUGAAUUCCUCGGGAAAGAGGAAAAGAAAAUCAUCUACCUCUAAGAAGUCUGAUAAGAAGGAGAGAGUGGAUGAGGAUGCCAAAGUGCGGAAACGCCAAGAAGAAAGUGGCACAAAGGAUAAGACCCCGAAAAAUAACAGGAAGAAACAAAAGAAUCAACCGAACGGUAGUAUCAGAUAUCUCCGGGCUGGUUCCUUGUAGAAGAGUUCAUAGGUUUUUCACAAUUUUGUUUUCAUCAUCAUCUUGAAUGUAACGUUUGGACCGCCGAUUAUAAUAUUGCCUCACUUACAUUUACGGGGUGGUUAGUUAACCUAUGAGAAUUCUUUUAUCAUGAUUUCGAUUUCUCAAGCUGAUCGACAUCGAUGUAAAAUUUACACAUCGUGGAAA